UUUUCCUUACUUCUUCCUUCUUCACACACCCUAUAUAUUUCCCUCUUUUGAACCUCAUUUUCUUUUUCCGUCGAGAAAUCGGCGACCACUUUAGUCUUUUUCCGACCGGUUCAUCUCGUCGUUAGGGUUUCUCAUUUCACCUAUGGUGACUUCGAAUCUCUCCGAUCGUCUGCAACCUCUGCAAAUCACCUACUCUCUCUAAACUGAUUCCUCGAUCCCAACUGGUGGGACAGCAUUGUUAUAUACAGCUAUUCAGUUUUGUUUGGGAGUUUUAGAUGCCAAUACCAAUACUGAGGGACUGCAGCACUCCAAAUGCAAUGUGGUCUGAGCAGAAGUUUGGGAAGCCAGAGGGGAGUGAUUCCAUUGACAGUUUUAUCAGACAAGCAAUAGGGAAAGAGCCUUUUCUUUCUUUUUCAAGGGCUGGUGACAAUCCGGUCCAGUGGAUUCAGUUACUUCAUGCUUUAGACCAGCAAGGUACUAACAAGUUCUCUAAAGGUCCAAAGUUUAACGACAGCAUAGAAGGGAAGGAACGUCAUCUGGGGCACUAUAAUGGUGUUAAUUCAUAUACCUCUUAUUCUAAUGGGGUAAAGGAAUCUAUUCACCAUAUAAACAGUAGCGGAGUCGCUGUAAAGGGGACGAAGAGUGCCUCUGAACACAUGCAAACUCUCAAAAUCCCUGAGGCUGUUGUUGCCUUUGCUCAGGCCGCUGCUAAGGCCAAUGGUGAGCCUGAAAAAUAUCUUCCAGGAUGGCCCUUGAUAUCUCCGUCUAAGGCUCCAAUGCAAAAGUGUGAUAAGUGUUCCCGGGAGUUUUGCUCACCCAUUAACUAUCGAAGGCAUAUACGUAUACAUCGUCGGUCUUUGAACAUUGACAAGGACUCUCCUAAAAACAGGGACAUAUUGGGUGUAUUUUGGGAUAAGCUCUCUUUGGAUCAGUGCAAGGAAAUUUUGUCAUUCAAGAAUGUAAUGCUAGAGGAAGUUCCUGGGUCUUCAAUUAUAAGGGCAUUGGCAUCAUUUAUUCGGAAGCUGGGGUUUUCUUCGUUGCCACAAACUUAUGUAAAGGCCGGUGAAGCCCUUCUGGAUGUUGUUCAAGCUCGACCUUCCAAGUUUCCUUUAUCGUCCAAUGAAUUAUUUAGCAUCCUUGAUGAUGCAAGUGAAAAGACCUUCUUGUGUGCUGGCACAGCUGAUUCCCUGCAAAAGUUUGUUUUUGAUGGAGAAGCUGGUAAGGUUGGUCUUGACAUGAAGAAUGUAGUUGCUUGCACCAGUUUCCUGGUGGAACAGAAACUGGUUAAAGCAUGGAUUGCUGAUAGGGAUGCAGAAGCCCUGAGGUGCCAGAAGUUGCUUGUAGAGGAAGAAGAAGCUGCUCAGAAGAGGCAAGCUGAGAUCCUAGAAAGGAGACGGCUGAAGAAGCUUAGGCAGAAAGAGCAGAAAUCAAAGGAACAAACAAGUGGGGAAAAGAUGGAUUUCAAGGAAGGUUUGCCAGAAACCUAUGAGGACUUGUCUUAUUCCGCAGAAACAUCCAGUCCAGUAGAUGCUUCCAAUUAUCAUUCAUGCACUCCUGAAGGGUCAUUAGAUCAUAUUCAACAUGUGGAGCCUAGCCGGCUUUUGGACAUUGAUCUAGAAGUGGAUACCAGAAACCAUGCAGGAUUUAAUGAACCUGACACUGAGAUGGCCACUGGUAAAACUAACUCAGCCAACUGUCAGGACGAUGAACAACAAUUGCAGCAGGAAAGUGGUAGGCGACAGGUUUUUGCUGCUCGAAGACAGCUAACGAAACCAUCAAGGGGCAUAUCGAAAGGUUCCCAUUCAGGUCAGAUGCCUCUGGCAUUGAAGGUGGGAGCUAUACAGAAGCAUGGAACCUACAGGGACCAGAGAACCACUUCUACAAGUAAUGGUCAUAAGGUCUGGACGAGGAAGGAAAAACAUGAAAAUGGAGAAGAGGGUUUAAGCGUGAAGGCACAAAGAGAAUGUAUAGAUGAACAGGAGCAAAAUGGGAACAGCGAAUUGUUGAUAGGUUCUAUUUCUGUCACACUUGGAGAAUGUAGUGACAGGUGUCAGGUUGAUAUUUCUGCUGCUUACAUUGGUCAUUGCACUUCAGAUCAACAUGUACCCAGGAGAAAUCACACCCAAGAGAAAGCCAUCAAAGCCGAUUAUGGUCAGGGGGGCAUUAUGAACCGAUCGAUGGUCAAGCUCUGGAGACCAGUGGGGAAGCAUGAAGCUGGAGCUGUUAUGACAGUUCAAAGUGAAACUAGAGAAUCUGAAAGGGAGGGCACCGAACAAAUUCUGUCAAAUAAGUGUCAUCUGGCUCCAGGAAAUAUAGAUGAUAAUGAUUCUGAGAGUAGAAGCUUUUGUUUAACAAGUUUCUCGAGUCGUGUAGCAGAAGCUUUCCUUGCGCAACGAUGGAAGGAGACUAUAGCUGCUGACCACGUGAAGCUGGUCCUAUUUCCAGAAACUGGACGUCCGGGAAGCCCUGGGGUCGAGGAUGAUUACAGUAAACGCAACAUCCUUGGCAAUGCGGAGAACUUGUUAACGGGUGUGGGUACUGUCGAAGUUAUCAACACAGGGGCAAAUAAAGCCAAAUUUAGAGGAAAGCCUGAAAAAAGCUUUAAGCUAAAGUACAUACCUAAGCAGAGAAGCGUUACUUAGGUGAAUCUAUUUCGAUAUUGUCAUCGUGCAUUUUCACCACUCUUGAAAUACUUACAGAGGUUCCAGUUUUAAAAGAGGUCUUCUGUUCGGAGAAAAAGAUGAAGGGGAAGAAAAUAGAAAAAAAAAGUUGGAAGAGAAUUUUGGCGGAAUAUGCUUUACAAAUCUCUUUGGCGGUCUUUGUAUUUCUUUGCUAAUUGGGUCUUUCUGUUCAAUUAUCGAUUUCUUUUUUGUCUGUAAUAAUUUUGGUUUUUCGGCUAGUGUUAUUGCAAAGCUCUGGUUUUGCUGCCUUUUAUGCAUAUUUCUUGAAUGUAUCAAGUUUGAUAAUUGUUUAGCGAAUUCAUUGCAUCUAGACGCCUAUUGUCCUUUUUA
Messenger RNA from Nelumbo nucifera (sacred lotus), 3011 nucleotides. RefSeq lists its product as uncharacterized. Lineage: Eukaryota; Viridiplantae; Streptophyta; Magnoliopsida; Proteales; Nelumbonaceae. The record is from RefSeq and is a predicted model, not a curated record.